UACCCAGAGCACUAGAGAUGCCGCGUGUGCCCUCCUUGCACUGCUGAUGGCCGUGGCUGUGGUCUCUGAUGCGGAGCGGCCGCAUUUGGGGAAGUUUCUGCGAGCAUCGAACGCCUUUAAGCCCGGUGACCUUGUUCUGUGCGAAGAACCCGUGCUGCGGCUCCGGCGCUGGAAUCCGGAGGCUUUGUCAGCAGCAUCUCGUCUUCGUGAGGCUCAGCUCUUCGUCCCUGAGGGCGAUAGUGCAGCUGUGAGACGCUUGCGGCAGGCGACUGCUUCCGAGGCAGAUCCUGAGACCUCCCUUUUUGUCCGCAGCGUGGUGCAUUUCAACUCCUUUGGAGCUGGACCCUCUGGGCGUGACCAGGUGGUUUUUCCAACUCUGGCGAGGGCAAACCACUCAUGUUUGCCGAACUGCCUGGUCGAUGGUGAUGCUGGUACUCUGCGGGCAGUGCGGCCCAUCAGCGUUGGCGAGGAAGUCACCGUGUCCUAUUUGGACGAUGCUGGUUUGCUGAUGGACAUCUCCUCCCGGCAAAAGGAGUUGCAGGAGCGCUAUGAGUUUAGGUGCCAAUGCCAGCGCUGCACUUCGGUGGAUGACACUCGCCGAUUUAGCUGCCCCUGUGGAGGUGAUAGGCUGCCGCUGGAUAAGUCGCGUCUCCGUUGUCUGGCCUGCAAGGAGACGAUGGAGGCGGCUGAGCUGUUUGAAGCUGAAGAGCAUCUUGCACAGCAGUGGCUGAUAGCUGGCAGUUUGCUGAGAUAUUUUCCAUUACCCCAUGGUCACUCACUCGGUAUUUAA
This is a messenger RNA of Cladocopium goreaui, 790 nucleotides long. Lineage: Eukaryota; Dinophyceae; Suessiales; Symbiodiniaceae. The record is from the annotation of a GenBank genome assembly.